CUAUUCAGUUAAAACCAUUUAAGAAUUAACUGGAGAUUAAGAGUCGCGUCAAGAUCAACAAUAAUAACGCGCAUGCGCGCUAGAUCGAGCCCGCGUUCUCGCGUACAAUCUCUUUCUCGAAAGCCUUUGAAUAUGUUAGGAUAUGUCGCGGUAUUCGUAGGCUAUUCGCUACCACUCUAUUGGCCAUGGUUCGUCCGAUUAGUCGCGUCCAAUUAUUCGUACGACAUGCGCGCGACAGUCGAGGACUCCUUAUUCACCAGUUCUCGUUCGCGAACGUCGCUCGUCGUUAAUCGCCGAUCGUCAGCGAACAAGGUCCACGGUCGCCUCGACCUGGACGACGGAACCUCGCCGUCGCGAUUCUGAGCCGGUUGACUGUAUCGGCAUCGCCCGAUAACACGUAACGAUGCUGAGUCUCUUUGAGAGCAUAGCGGACAUCCCGAAACUCUACUACGGCGCAUUGCUAGGCAUCGGAUUUUGUAUCUAUUAUUUCUGCGAAGUUGUUAAGACACCCUUGCUGGUUUGUGCCAAUGGACCAUUCCGUUCAUUCUUGGAAACCAACAUUCCACUUGUGCAAAAUAAAUUCUGGCCGACGUUAUGGUGUUUCGAAUCACGAGCGCAGACCAUUAUGGCCAGCAUUUUGAGAUCUCGGAUAUUACCAUACCUCGAAUAUCGCAGAGAAAUUCUUGCUUUGUCCGACGGUGGUGAAGUGGCCUUGGAUUGGGCCGAGAAAGACUGCUCGAUCACCUCGCCAAUCGUCGUUAUUUUACCUGGUCUUACAGGCGGUAGCCAAGCAGAAUAUGUCAAAUGUCUGGUAUCAGCCGCGAGAAAAAAUGGAAUACGAUGUGUAAUUUUCAAUAAUAGAGGCUUAGGUGGAUUGCAACUCAAGACUCCACGAACGUAUUGUGCCGCUAACUCUGAUGAUUUAAGUGAAGUCAUAGAACACGUGAAGAAACUUCAUCCACAUGUACCUCUCGGAGCAACCGGGAUUUCCAUGGGAGGGUUGAUCUUAGGUAAUUAUUUAGCACAGAAAGGUUUAAUAGCAAGGUCCAAAUUGAGAGCGUGCCUUAUUAUUUCGGUACCAUGGAAUGUGUUUGCAGCGACGAAGAGUACCGAGGAAAAUUAUUUUAAUCGAAUGCUGAAUAAGCAUCUAGCCAGCAAUUUAUGUCGCACGAUGCAGCGACACAGAGAUGUUGGUCCUUUCAACGUAGAUAUGGAUACUGUUCUUAAGAGCCAAACAAUAAGAGAAUUUGAUUCGAAUUUUACGGCAAGGCACUUUGGAUAUAAAAACGUCGAAGAGUAUUAUAGUAAUGCAACGCUUCACGACAAGCUGCAUCUAAUCGAAGUUCCGAGUUUGUGCCUUAACGCGGCAGACGAUCCGUUUCAGCCGUUGCAAGCGAUACCUUUGAAAGAGAUAAGUCAAACUAAAAACGUGGCCGUAGUGGUAACGUCACGUGGUGGACAUAUCGGUUUCCUGGAAGGUGUUUGGCCAGUUAAAGAGGAGCAAUAUAUGGGAAAGUUUUUCUCGCAAUUUUUUACUGCGAUGUUCACCAGCAAUUUCGACUAAAACUUGACAUUAUCUAUAAAUCGGAAUGGAAUAAACGGUAUCAUAAACCUUA
Molecule: messenger RNA, 1616 nt
Organism: Acromyrmex echinatior (Panamanian leafcutter ant)
Lineage: Eukaryota; Metazoa; Arthropoda; Insecta; Hymenoptera; Formicidae
Gene: Hydr1
Product: abhydrolase domain containing Hydr1
Biological process (GO): medium-chain fatty acid biosynthetic process; medium-chain fatty acid catabolic process
Molecular function (GO): monoacylglycerol lipase activity; acetylesterase activity
Source: RefSeq, a predicted model, not a curated record